UAGGAUAAAAAAACAUGAUAUGCUUGUGUUUUAUGAUCACAGGUAAAAAGAAUGUUAUUGGAUCCGAACCAGGACCGGUUCUAUCAUGGGCGCAACGAGCGAAGAUUGCCCUAAGUGCUGCAACUGGGCUUGAGUUCCUCCACGAGAAGGCUCAGCCUUGCAUUGUCCACACUUGCAUCAAGUCAAGCAACAUACUUCUCUUUGACGGCGACGUCGCAAAGAUUGGCGGCGUUGGUGUCUCCAGACAGCACCAAUACAUACAUGAUGGUGGACUGGAUCGUAUAUAUCCUCUUCCCAGUUGCGGUUAUGAUACGCCUGAGUCUAAAAUGACUGGUCAAUUUAGCACAAAAGGCGAUGUCUUCUGCUUCGGUGUCGUGCUGCUGGAACUUUUAACAGGUCGGAAGGCAUUUGAUCGUACAUUACCCCGUGGCCAGCAAACACUCGUGACAUGGGCUACACCAAAACUUAGCGAAUCCAAAGUACAUCUAUGUGUCGAUGGGAGGCUUGGAGGAGAUUACCCUCCCAUGGGUGUCGCCAAGAUGGCCGCAGUCGCAGCGCUCUGUGUUCAGUACGAGGCAGACUUCCGGCCAGACAUGAGCGUCGUCGUAGAGGCUCUGACGCCGCUGGUGAGGCCUCUCAGGAACAAUCAGUUCCAUCCCAUCAAAGAUAUAAAAAUUCAUUCAAACCAGUCGGAAAUUGUUAUGAGAUCAGAGCUGAAGGCACACAAUAGUGUAUCCAAGGUAAUGAUUCAAACGGGAUGGACAUGGGAUGACCGUUUCGACCUGAUUUUGCCCGUCGGGACUAGACAGGAUAAUCCGGAGAUCACCUGGCUGGACGUGCGGGGUGAACGGAACCCAUCGGGAGACUGCAGUCCAUACGUACUAUAUGAGGAUCAGGAGACCGACGAGAAUAUGUACUGCUUCAGUGCUGCUUCAGCUAUAAAAGCGGGCGGGCCACCGGUAGUGAUUGGCCUCACAGCCGGGAUAAGUGGUUAUUCUGUUUUAGCCUGGUACGGGACAAACGAGUUCAGCAAAUGGGAUAUGCAGGAUUAG
This is a messenger RNA of Lolium rigidum, 1052 nucleotides long. RefSeq names its product pto-interacting protein 1-like. Gene Ontology annotation, biological process: protein phosphorylation. The record is from RefSeq and is a predicted model, not a curated record. Gene Ontology annotation, molecular function: protein tyrosine kinase activity; ATP binding. Bases 15 to 1052 code for a protein of 345 amino acids. The transcript has 6 exons. NCBI's taxonomy places the organism in Eukaryota, Viridiplantae, Streptophyta, Magnoliopsida, Poales, Poaceae.